AUGCCCGCCGAAAAGAAAGUCCUUGCGUUCGAUAUCUACGGCACCCUCCUUGAUACGGGGGCCAUCGCGCAAGCUAUACAGAAGUACGUCAAGGAGAUCGAGGCCGCGGACCAGGCGAAAGCGCUGGCGGCUUCGUGGAGGACGUAUCAGCUCGAGUAUACAUGGCGGCUCAAUUCCAUGGAUCUGUACGAACCCUUCGACGUCGUGACGCGCAAGUCCCUGCUCAACGCCGCCGCCGAUGCCAACAUCCAGCUGACCGCGCCGACGCUCGGGCUGCUCAUGCAGGCGUACCACGAGCUGCCGAGUUUCGCGGACGCGGCGUCGUCAAUAAGGAGCCUCCUCUCCCGCGGAGACGUCGACGUCGUGCUCUUCAGCAACGGUGCGUCUGCCACCUCCAUGCUAUCAGCACAUACCGGUGCUGACGCGAUUAUGGUCGCCAAAUCAAUCACGGCCGCCGCCCUCCCCAUCACCCUCUCGCGCUACCUCGCCAACUCGGCGAAGAAGUACAAGCCCUGCCGCGAGAUAUACCACGGCCUGGUGCAGUUCCUGGGCGUGCAGGACCGCGUGCAGGACGUCUGGCUCGUCAGCGGAAAUCCGUUCGACGUCGCCGGCGCGCGGGCGUUCGGCUUGAACGCCAUAUGGGUCGACAGGGCGGGCAAGGGCUGGAACGACCGGCUCCUGGAUAUCGGGCCUUCGAGGGUCGUCGGCAGUGUAGAGGAGAUCGCUAGGCUGGAGGCGUGGAAGACCGAGGCGUAG
This is a messenger RNA of Gloeophyllum trabeum ATCC 11539, 756 nucleotides long. RefSeq lists its product as uncharacterized. The record is from RefSeq and is a predicted model, not a curated record. The coding region runs from base 1 to 756 and encodes 251 amino acids. The transcript is spliced from 6 exons. Gene Ontology annotation, molecular function: hydrolase activity, acting on halide bonds, in C-halide compounds. Lineage: Eukaryota; Fungi; Basidiomycota; Agaricomycetes; Gloeophyllales; Gloeophyllaceae.